Messenger RNA from Oncorhynchus mykiss (rainbow trout), 3218 nucleotides. RefSeq names its product specifically androgen-regulated gene protein. NCBI's taxonomy places the organism in Eukaryota, Metazoa, Chordata, Actinopteri, Salmoniformes, Salmonidae. The record is from RefSeq and is a predicted model, not a curated record.
AGACGGAACAGGCAACAGGUCAGAUGGACUAGACCUGCGCGAUUAACGGAAUGUGGUGUUACUAGCACAAGCCUGUAAAAUUACAGGGAAAGAACGGUUCUCCACUACCAACUUCUUUUAUUACCUUGGACUUGAGAAACCUUCAUCUUUACAAUGCCAAAGAGUGACACAUGGCCCGGUGGCGUCACCAUAGGGACGAUCACUGGCAUGGACAGUGUGGGCAGCUGUGACAGUGUUUUCAGUAUGAACUCUGGAUUUAGUGACAAUAGCCUCAAGCACCUGUCUGCUGAGGAGAGGGCAUGUCUCAUGUUCUUGGAGGAGACCAUAGAGUCCCUAGAGACUGAGGAGGACAAUGGACUGUCCAAUGAUGAGCCUGACUGCCUGCCCACCACCGGCAACGUGGCCACCAAGAUGGCCCACCUCUCUGCCUCCAUGGGCCAAAACAAGCUCAACAAUGUAUCAAAAUAUCCCAGUGAUGAGUACGGUUACCUUGUUCCUACUCCGUUCAUCCUGGCCAACAGCACCUCCUGCAUCCUGUCCAAGCCCAGGCCAGGAAUACCCCCAAAUAAUGAGAACUCUCACCCAAAGCCCCAGGUCAUUGCCUUGGACAACACGCCAUCUCAGAGCCAUCCCCCUUGUGUACCCCCUGAGGUCAAUGUUGUGGUGAUACCCCCUCCAUCAAAGCCCAAAGACUACCCUUGUCAGAGACCACCCCCUUCACCCAGGGGCCCUCUGUCCUAUGAGGCCCUAGUGCAGCUGAGGAAGAGUGCGUCCAUGAAGAGAACCCUUCAAAGUGCCACAGCUGAGACCAGAGACUGGAACAGGCAGCCCUCUUCAUCAGCCGUUCCCAUUGACCUGCACCAUGGGAGCACACCCAGAGACCCGUCAGUCACCCCAGCCCAGGUCACACUCCCCCAAGAGCCCAGCAAGCAGAAUGAUAGUCCUCCAGUAGUGUUCCCAAAACCCCCCAAAAUACCCUCCCACAUUGCCCUGAAUACCCAAAAGGUUACAGCCAACCCCACCACAGACUCCAGUGCCCCUUCCUUGAGCUCAUCACCCACUGACAGGCAUUUGUCGGACUCCCAAAAGGUGAGAAAGGAGGCCCUGCAGAAGCUGGGGCUCCUGAGAGACAAUAAUGAGUCCCAACCUAAGUCUGUUACGCCACUGUGCUCCUCCAAAUUUCACUCCACCUGUGACCCAACUUCAGCCAGUGUUGGAGUUAAAGCUCAACCCCACGGUAACUCAACAAGAAGCCAGCCCUCAUCCACCUCCCAAGGACCCAGAGAACCUAGCAGCAGGCCGGUACAAAGCAGCAGCUUCCUCCAUCGCUCUAGGAGUGAGGAGCAGCCCCCCAUACCACCCUCACACCUGACCAAACCCAGUGGGGUCAAAGCUGUCACCCUAGAGCGUUCUGAGGUGGGGCUUGGGACCUACGUGGCCGACCACCGGAAACCUCCCCAGGGUGGACGUUGCACCCCACCUGCUCCCCCCAAAGCCCCAGAGCAGGAGAAAACAACCCUCACUGCCCAGCCAGUGUCCACCCACAAGACCCCGCACUGCCCGGGCUUCAGUGUGGUGAUGGUGCCCAGCAUGGGAGAAGACAGACGAGAGGCUCUUAGGAAGCUGGGGCUGCUGAAAGACUAGGCCCGGAGAGAAGGUAUCUCUUCCCAGUGGUUAAAUGGAUAUAUAAAAGGGGUAUCAAAUGGAACAGACUUCCACCACCGUAGGCAGAGAAGCAGCAUAAAGAGGGAAUUGAAUGGAUUUCUGUACAUAUUUUUUAGCACUGAAUGUGCUGGUUUAUCAGGAAAAUACCUUCUUUCUUCCUUUUCUGUCUGUAAAACCUCUUACUGCAGUUUAGUUUUCAUGUCAGUUGUUUGUUAACAUGAUAUUUGCAAAUUGUUUUUAAAGGAUUUUGCUGUUACAGAAUCAGUCACUGCACACUCAUACAGUAGAUCAGAGAAAUGAAUGCAACAGGCUUAUUCAGAGAGGUUGGGUUAAAUGCGGAAGACACAUUUCAGUUGAAUGCAUUCAGUUGUACAACUGACUGGGUAUCCCCCUUUCCUAUUCAUCAUAUUUUUGGUAUAAUUGCUGUGCAACAGACUGCGUUCAUGGUAUGCUUGAGAUGAGAACAUGUAUUUGACCAUACAUAUUUUGUCUUCUCUAAUGCAUAUUUGUUUUUGGUCCAUAUCUCUAAAGGCCAUACAUGCAAUUGUGUUAGGGCCCAUUGUACCUUUGAGAGGACAUUCUGGGCUUUUCAAUGAUAUCACUUGUGGGGGUGUGACUUGAUUUUUUUUCUGCCUGGUUCUUCAAAAAUGGCAACCAUCACAAUUAGCACAUUUUAUAGUAAGGGUAGCAUUUUUGUGAUUUUGAUAUUCAAAUAGUUUCUAAUAGGUAAAUAUAAUUUCUUCACAUUAAAUAAGAUAUUGUUAAUAAAGUGGACAUCAAGAUGCGCUGUUUUUCACGUUCUGUCCCCAUUUACUGUAAUUGACUAUAAACAGAGUCCCAAAGAAACAUUUAUUCACCCAAAACACCUUUCCACCUGCCUUACCUUUCUCCCCCUCGAUGCACCCUCCUCUCUUACAGACUACUCAUUUUACACAUGCCACUUUCGCAAUGAGAAAGCCUACUCAGCUAUCUGUGUGUUAUCAGAUUAUCUUGGACUGCACCUCUAUGAACUUGUCCUACUGAACAGACCGACCAGUGCUUUCUUUUCUGUGCUGGUCAUUCUUGAUGUCCAAAGAACUCUUUCUUUUCAUUUAACGGUAUAAGAGAAAGGUCAGUGUCUUAUAUAUUGUUGGAAUGCUCUCUGGUAAUUGUCAUAUCAUCAGUAGUACCACUGCAGUUCUCUCUCAGUGAGGUAUUAUUAUAGUGGAGCCGUAUCCAUGUCUGAGCUGAGUACUUUGCAUACGAUGGUGUCACGUCUCGCAACUGAAAGAACCGCGGUCAGUCAAGUCGUAUUGAACAAUAGAUGAAAAAAAUCUAGCCAUUGCCUAAGUGGGAAACACGAUACGGAGAUUCAUCGAUAUUCAGAUGAAAGGGACACACAACCCUGAAUGAUUUUCCAUUGUGAUGGUAAUGUACGUGGUUAGGGACAUUAACUUAAAUGUCAUAUUCAGAAUUGUCAGAGGUACUGGAAUUUGUCUUUUUCUGGAAUGCUAAAUAAAAAAAAUUGCCGAGGAAGCCGGGCUCAGAUUGCUUGUAAAAACCAAUUCAAGUUG